Molecule: messenger RNA, 288 nt
Organism: Gongylonema pulchrum
Lineage: Eukaryota; Metazoa; Nematoda; Chromadorea; Rhabditida; Gongylonematidae
Source: the annotation of a GenBank genome assembly
AUGUUACAGCCAACCAAGCAGAGCUUCGCAAAGCGUCGUGAUCAGAUCGAGAAAGAUGUUGCUUACAAAACGAGCGAUAUCAUAGUUCUUGGAGAGACUUGCACACUGCCAGCAGACGUAGUAAUCAUCAGCGAUUCGGUUGCAGGAAGCGGCUGCUUUGGUGCGGCAAGGAAAGCCUCGAAGAAUCUGCUUGGUGUCCAAGAGGCUAAUGAACAGUGUGUACGAUGCGAUAUCAGUAAAAACUGGUGUAAGGAAGAAAUCUAUAAACGUUGCUAUCGUCAAGUCUGA